Molecule: messenger RNA, 1532 nt
Organism: Pezoporus occidentalis (night parrot)
Lineage: Eukaryota; Metazoa; Chordata; Aves; Psittaciformes; Psittacidae
Gene: SASH3
Product: SAM and SH3 domain containing 3
Exons: 7
Coding region: 357-1532 (391 amino acids)
Biological process (GO): positive regulation of immunoglobulin production; positive regulation of B cell proliferation; positive regulation of adaptive immune response
Cellular component (GO): cytoplasm; nucleus
Molecular function (GO): protein binding
Source: RefSeq, a predicted model, not a curated record
GAACAGCCUGGACCAAGUGCCACACGUCAGGCUUGGCCGUGGUGUGGCCCAAGUGGGUAUGGUGAAGAGGUCUGGGGACCUUCAUCAUUUGCAUGUGGGACGCAGAGCCCACCAACAGCACCACCGGGGGGUGGCAGGGCGCAGGCCUUGCCCCACACUGGGGCCCCGGCCGGGGCAGCAGCUCCGUGCAGGGUUUCCUUCCUCCUGCACACCCUGCCUGCGCACCCACUGUGCAGCGAGCACCUCUCAUGUGAUCGGCAGCUUCCUGUGUGCCUCUGGGCCCUGGUGCCGGUGCUCCGGGCUGUGCUGUGCCAGGCGCUGCCCGAGCGCUGUGCCCCUGCCCCCGGGACAGCACCAUGCUGCGCCGCAAGCCCUCCAACGCCGGUGACAAGGAGCCAGGACACAGGAAGCUCUCCCUCCAGCGCUCCAGCAGCUUCAAGGACUUUGCCAAGGCCAAAGUCAGCUCUCCUGUGCUGAGCGAGAACGAGUUCAACCUGGAGGAGAAGAUCCCCAGGGAUGAGUCCAGCAGUGCCAGCCCCGAUGAUGCUGCACGGAGCAGUGGGAUGAAGCUGAGCAAGAAGUGGCGAGCAGUCAUCUCCCGCACCAUGAACCGCAAGAUGGGCAGGAUGGCCGUGAAGGCACUGGCUGAGGGGAAGGGAGACGUGGAGGAGGAGGAGGAGGGGCCCCUGUGCCCUCUGUCCCCAGCCGGCAGCACAGAGGAGCCAAGCCAUGAGAAGAUGCUGGUGCGAUACGUGGAGAUGGAGGAGGAUGAGCAGCCACCCCUCAGCAGUGAGCCUGGCUCUAGUGCAGCACUGGCUGGGCACAGCCUUGGCCCCGUCCACUCCAUGGGCAGCGAGGGGUCCGGCCGCAGGAGCCAGCAGCAGGGCAGCCCUGGCACAGCCUACACCGGCCCCUUCUGUGGCCGGGCCCGCGUCCACACUGACUUCACACCCAGCCCCUAUGACAGGGACUCACUCAAGCUGCGGAAAGGGGACAUCAUCGGCAUCAUCGAGAAGCCACCUGUGGGCACCUGGACUGGGCUGCUCAACAACAGGGUGGGCUCCUUCAAGUUCAUCUAUGUGGACGUCAUCCCUGAGGAGGCAGCUCCUGCCCGCAAGAGCCGGAGCCCCGGCCAGAGCAAGCGGCUCAAGCCCAAGACGCUACAUGAGCUGCUGGAGCGCAUCAACCUGCAGGAGCACAUCUCCACCCUGCUGCUGAAUGGGUACCAGACCCUAGAGGACUUCAAGGAGCUGCGGGAGACCCACCUCAAUGAGCUGAACAUCACAGACCCCCAGCACCGCGCCAAGCUGCUCACGGCUGCAGACCUCCUCCUGGAUUACGACACAGCCAGUGAGCCAGAGGAAGGCAACAGCUCCGAGGCCCAGCCAUCACCCUCUGAGCCCAAAGAGGACAUUCCCCGGGACUCGGGCUGCUUCGAGGGAUCCGAGACCCUGGAUGGGAGCCGGGACGCGGCCGAGCUGGGGAAUCCCGAGGGGCAGCUGCAGGCUCUGUCCCUGGCAGAGUCCCCCUGA